GCAAAGGGGAAGGAGAGAGAAAUACGAAGGGGUGUCUCUCUUGUUCUUUCUCGAGUUCAGCGAAGACUCAUUUACCCAAGAGAGACGCGUCAGGGAGGGAGGUACAGUGUGAUAGUACAUUUUUUCUGUCUUUGCUUCACUCGCACCCGAGUGGGAGACAGAAGGAGAGAGACAAGAAUAAUUUAGAUUCAACCGCCAAAACAGAGACACUUCAUAAAACAAAAAAAGAAAACGCUACAACCAGGAAGAAGCCGCUGUGAGAAAUUGUAAAAUUCUAGUGACCCCACCCAAAAAGCUAGACAGCGAACGAGUGAGAGAGAGCAGAGUCAAUAAAAAUGAGCAGUCCACACCCACGCCUCCACCAGUCGAGCGCUGCCGCGAGUGUUCCAGUUUCCAACGCUGCUCUCGCCCCGGACAAGGACGCAGACAUGCCCGCUACGGAGAAGGAUCUAGCGGAGGACGCACCGUGGAAGAAGAUUCAGCAAAACACCUUCACACGUUGGUGCAACGAACACCUGAAAUGUGUCAACAAGCGCAUUGCCAAUUUGCAAACCGACCUCAGCGACGGGCUGCGUCUGAUCGGACUGCUGGAAGUGCUCAGCCAGAAGAAGAUGUUCCGCAAGUACAACCAGCGCCCCACGUUCCGUCAGAUGCAGCUGGAAAACGUCUCAGUGGCGCUUGAGUUCCUGGACAAAGAGAAUAUCAAACUAGUGUCCAUAGACUCCAAGGCUAUCGUGGAUGGGAACCUGAAGCUGAUCCUGGGCCUGAUAUGGACGCUGAUCCUGCACUACUCCAUUUCCAUGCCCAUGUGGGACGAAGAGGAGGACGCCGACGUGGGCAAGCAAAAGACACCCAAGCAGAGGCUGCUGGGAUGGAUCCAGAACAAGCUGCCCGAGUUGCCUAUCACCAACUUCAACCGCGACUGGCAGUCUGGCAAGGCCCUGGGAGCGUUGGUUGACAGCUGUGCUCCAGGACUGUGUCCCGACUGGGACUCGUGGGACCAGACCAAGCCUGUGGACAAUGCCCGUGAAGCCAUGCAGCAGGCUGAUGAUUGGCUGGGAAUCCCCCAGGUCAUCACCCCAGAGGAGAUAGUGGACCCCAAUGUGGACGAGCACUCCGUGAUGACCUAUCUCUCCCAGUUCCCCAAAGCCAAGCUCAAGCCAGGCGCACCCCUGCGACCCAAACUCAACCCCAAAAAAGCCCGUGCCUAUGGGCCAGGUGUCGAGCCCACAGGGAAUGUGGUGAUGAAGAAGGCCGUUUUCACUGUGGAGACCAUCAGCGCUGGCAUGGGGGAGGUACUGGUAUAUGUGGAAGAUCCUGCCGGACACCGGGAGGAGGCUAAAGUGACCCCCAACAAUGACAAAAACAGAACCUACUCCGUGUUCUACAUUCCCAAAGUCACAGGAAUGCACAAGGUGACCGUGCUGUUUGCUGGCCUUCACAUCUCAAAGAGCCCCUUCGAAGUGGAUGUGGGCAUGGCGCAGGGAGACUCUAGCAAGGUGACUGCUCAGGGCCCGGGGCUGGAGCCUGUGGGCAACAUCGCUAACAAGAGCACCUACUUUGAUGUGUACACUGCAGGGGCUGGGGUGGGUGAGGUGGAGGUGGUGAUCGCCGACCCCAGCGGGAGGAAGGAUAUGGUGGAGUGUCACAUCGAGGACAAGGGCAGCAGCAGCUAUCGCUGCACGUACAAGCCAGUGCAGGAGGGGCCACACACCAUCUACAUCACCUUCGCUGGGGGCCAGAUCUCCAAGAGCCCCUUCAACAUCACCGUGGGAGAGGCUUGCAACCCCAGUCUCUGUAGAGCAAUGGGCCGCGGUCUCCAGCCAAAAGGUCUGCGCAUCAAAGAAACAGCUGAGUUCAAGGUGUACACCAAAGGAGCUGGCACUGGAGACCUUAAAGUCACCAUCAAAGGACCAAAGGGCCUGGAGGAGCCGUGCAAAAGGAAGGACUUGGGUGAUGGUGUGUACAGCUUUGAGUACUACCCUACCACGCCCGGAAACUACAUCAUCACCAUCACAUGGGGCGGACAGCAGAUUCCCCGCAGUCCCUUUGAGGUGAAGGUGGGGACGGAGGCGGGGCCCCAGAAAGUGCGGGCUUGGGGUCCGGGUCUGGAAAGCGGGGUUGUGGGGAAGUCCGCAGACUUUGUGGUGGAGGCCGUAGGGGACAAUGUUGGCACACUGGGUUUCUCUGUGGAAGGCCCCUCUCAGGCCAAGAUCGAGUGCGAUGACAAGGGUGACGGGUCAUGUGACGUGCGGUACUGGCCAAUGGAGGCUGGGGAGUAUGCAGUCCAUGUUCUCUGCAACAAUGAGGACAUUCAGCAUAGUCCCUUCAUGGCCGAGAUCAAGCCGUCGCCCGGUAGAGACUUCUACCCAGACAAGGUGAAGGCAUAUGGGCCAGGCCUGGAGAGCAGUGGGCUGGCCGUCGGCAGGCCGGCGGAGUUCACCGUGGAUGCCAAGCUCGGAGGCAAAGCCCCUCUGAAGAUCCAGGCCCAGGAUGGAGAAGGGAAUCCGGUGGAAGUGCAGGUGAAGGACAAUGGGAAUGGGACUUACAGCUGUACCUAUACACCCCGCAAGCCCCUCAAGCACACUGCCAUGAUCUCCUGGGGUGGAGUCAACAUACCCAACAGCCCUUUCAGGAUGAAUGUUGGAGCAGGAUGUCACCCCAACAAGGUGAAAGUGUCUGGACCUGGAGUGGCCAAGACGGGCCUGAAAGCCUUUGAGCCAACAUACUUCACUGUGGACUGUGCUGAAGCAGGCCAAGGAGACAUCAGCAUUGGGAUCAAGUGUGCCCCGGGUGUGGUUGGCCCUGCAGAGGCUGACAUCGAUUUCGACAUCAUCCGAAAUGACAACGACACCUUUACUGUGAAAUACACCCCUCCUGGUGCUGGCAGCUACACCAUCAUGGUGCUGUUUGCUGAUCAGGCCAUUCCAAUGACACCCAUCAGGAUCAAGGUGGAUCCUUCUCACGAUGCCAGCAAGGUCAAAGCUGAAGGGCCAGGCCUCAGCAGGAAUGGUGUUGAAUUAAACAAGCCUACCCACUUCACUGUGAACACCAAGGGAGCUGGCAAAGCCAAGCUGGAUGCCCAGUUCACCAGCCCCAACAAGGGAGAUGCAGUCUCUGACUUUGACAUCAUUAAUAACCAUGACAACACCUACACCGUCAAGUACACACCUGUGCAGCAGGGCAACAUGGCCGUGAAUGUGACGUACGGUGGGGAUUCUAUUCCCAGAAGCCCCUUCUCAGUGGCUGUAGCCCCCUCUCUGGAUCUCAGCAAGAUAAAGCUGUCUGGCCUGGGAGACAAGAUGACCGUGGGUAAAGACCAGGAAAUCACAGUCAAGUCGAAAGGGGCCGGAGGACAGGGAAAAGUGGCUGCCAAGGUAACAAGCCCUGCAGGCAAAGCUGUGCCCUGUAAGGUGGAGCCAGGCCUGAGCCCUGAGACCAGUCAGGUGCGCUUCAUCCCACGGGACAAAGGCCCCCAUGAGGUAGAGCUCACCUAUGAUGGUGCCCCCAUCCCAGGGAGCCCUUUCACUGUAGAGGCGGUGGCCCCUGCAGACCCCUCCAAGGUCCGCUGCUCAGGGCCCGGUCUGGAGAGGGCCAAAGUGGGCGAGACAGGGCAGUUUGUGGUGGAUUGCACCAAUGCAGGCCCUGCCGAGCUCACCAUCGAAAUCAUCUCUGGCAAUGGCACGGAGGCGGAGGUGCACAUCCAGGACAAUGGAGAUGGCACCUACACCAUCACCUACAUCCCCCUCUACCCGGGGGCCUACACACUCACCAUCCGCUACGGGGGCCAGGAUGUACCAAACUUCCCUGCCAGGCUCAACGUGGAGCCUGCCGUUGACUCCAGCGGUGUCAAGGUGUUUGGGCCUGGAGUAGAGGGCAAAGGGGUCUUCCGUGAGGCCACUACCGACUUCACAGUCGAUGCACGCGCUCUGACCAAGACUGGUGGCAACCACAUCAAGACCUGCAUCAACAACCCCUCUGGCAGCUGCACAGAUGCCCUCAUCCGGGACCUUGGGGACGGCACCUACCAAGUGGAGUACACGCCUUACGAAGAGGGUGUGCAUAGUGUGGAGGUGACCUAUGACGGCACCCCGGUGCCAAACAGCCCCUUCCGCGUGCCGGUGACAGAGGGCUGCGAUCCCACCCGUGUCAGGGUGCACGGCCCUGGCCUGCAGUCCGGUGUGACCAACAAGCCCAACAAGUUCACAGUGGAGACGCGUGGAGCAGGCACAGGGGGACUUGGCCUGGCGGUGGAGGGCCCCUCUGAGGCGAAGAUGUCCUGUACCGACAACAAGGAUGGCAGCUGCAGCGUGGAGUAUGUGCCCUACGAACCAGGAACCUACAACCUUAACAUUACCUAUGGAGGCCAGCCCAUCACUGGUAGUCCUUUCUCUGUGCCUGUCCAUGACACAGUCGACGCCUCUAAGGUGAAGUGCCAGGGACAGGGUCUGGGCACCAACGUCAGGGCUAACAUCCCUCAGGCUUUCACUGUGGAUGCCAGCAAGGCUGGAGUGGCCCCUCUGCAAGUCAGAGUGCAGGGACCCAAAGGAGUGGUAGAGCCAGUGGAGGUGGUGGACAAUGGAGACCAGACUCACACGGUGAGCUAUGUCCCCACCAGAGAGGGUCCCUACUCCAUUAAUGUCCUGUACGCUGAUGAAGAGAUUCCACACAGUCCUUACAAGGUAAAAGUGCUGCCCACUCAUGAUGCCAGCAAAGUGCGAGCGAGCGGCCCCGGGCUGAACACCACAGGAGUGCCUGCGAGCCUGCCCGUAGAGUUCACCAUCGAUGCCAAGGAUGCCGGGGAGGGCCUGCUUGCAGUGCAGAUCACGGAUCCAGAGGGGAAACCAAAGAAGGCCAACAUCCGGGACAACCAGGACGGCACCUACCUGGUCUCUUACGUUCCAGACAUGACUGGCCGCUACACUAUCCUGAUCAAGUACGGUGGAGAUGAGAUUCCUUACUCUCCAUACCGAAUAAGAGCACUGCCGACUGGGGAUGCCAGCAAGUGCACUGUAACAGUCUCAAUUGGAGGUCAUGGGUUAGGUGCUGGAGUGGGGCCCACCAUACAGAUCGGCGAGCAGACAGUGAUCACAGUGGAUGCAAAGGCAGCCGGUAAGGGCAAGGUCACCUGCAGCGUGUGCACCCCGGACGGAGGGGAGGUGGACGUGGACGUGGUGGAAAAUGAGGACGGCACCUUUGACAUCUUCUACACAGCCCCGCAGCCUGGGAAGUAUGUCAUCUGUGUGCGCUUCGGUGGAGAGCACAUCCCUAACAGUCCAUUCCAGGUCACCGCCAUGGAAGGAGCCCCUACUGAGCAGCUUCUGCAGCAGACCCAGGUUCCUCAGUAUGCCUAUGCGCCCAGUGUAGGCCAGCCAUGGGCGACUGACAGGCAGAUGGGCAUGAACGGGCUGGACGUGGCUGGGCUGCGACCUUUCGACCUGGUCAUCCCAUUCACUAUCAAGAAAGGCGAGAUCACAGGCGACGUUCGAAUGCCCUCCGGAAAAGUGGCAAAGCCAGACAUCACUGACAACAAAGAUGGCACUGUGACAGUGAAGUAUGCUCCAACUGAGGCGGGGCUGCACGAGAUGGACAUUAAGUACGAUGGCAUCCACAUUCCAGGGAGCCCCCUGCAGUUUUAUGUGGACUAUGUAAACAGUGGCCAUGUGACUGCUUAUGGUCCUGGGUUGAUCCAUGGAAUGGUCAACAAGCCAGCGGUCUUCACGGUCAACACCAAAGAUGCGGGAGAAGGUGGUCUGUCCCUGGCGAUUGAGGGGCCCUCCAAGGCUGACAUCAGCUGUACAGAUAACCAAGAUGGCACCUGCACCGUGUCCUACCUUCCUGUCCUGCCUGGCGAUUACAACAUCCUGGUCAAAUACAACGAGAAGCACAUCCCCGGCAGCCCAUUUGUGGCCAAGAUCACAGGUGAUGAUUCAAUGAGAAUGUCACACCUGAAGGUGGGCUCUGCGGCAGACAUUCCCCUGGACAUCGGAGAGCUGGACCUAAGUCAGCUGACAGCCUCUCUGACCACGCCCUCUGGUCGAGAAGAGCCCUGCCUCCUCAAGAUGCUGCGCAAUGGGCAUGUGGGUAUCUCCUUUGUGCCCAAGGAGAUUGGCGAGCACCUGGUGAACAUCAAGAAGAAUGGCCGCCACAUCCCCAGCAGUCCCAUUGCCGUCAUGAUCAACCAGUCCGAGAUUGGUGACGCCAGCCGCGUCCGUGUGUCCGGACAGGGCCUGACUGAGGCGCGCACAUUUGAGCCGGCCACAUUUGUCAUCGACACCAGAGAAGCAGGCUAUGGGGGGCUCAGUCUGUCCAUCGAGGGCCCCAGUAAAGUGGACAUCAACACAGAGGAUCAGGAGGACGGCACAUGCAAGGUCACUUACUGUCCCACUGAGCCCGGAAACUAUAUCAUCAACAUCAAGUUUGCAGACCAACAUGUGCCAGGAAGUGCUUUCACGGUUAAGGUGACUGGGGAGGGCAGGAUGAAGGAGAGCAUCACCAGGCGUCGGCGUGCUGCUUCUGUGGCUAAUGUAGGCAGCCAGUGUGACCUCAGCCUCAAGAUCCCAGAGAUCAGCAUCGCGGACAUGACGGCCCAGGUGACAAGCCCCUCAGGCAAAAUCCACAAAGCUGAGAUCAUGGAGGGAGAGAACAACACCUACUGCAUCCGCUUCGUUCCAACAGAGAUGGGAGUCCACACCGUCAGUGUGAAGUAUCAGGGCCUGCACGUCCCAGGGAGCCCCUUCCAGUUCACUGUGGGGCCCCUGGGAGAGGGUGGGGCUCACAAAGUCAGGGCAGGGGGGCCUGGACUGGAAAGGGCUGAGGCUGGUGUACCAGCUGAGUUCAGUAUCUGGACCAGGGAGGCAGGGGCUGGAGGCCUGUCCAUCGCAGUGGAAGGACCUAGCAAGGCUGAAAUCUCCUUUGAGGACCGUAAGGAUGGAUCUAGUGGGGUGUCCUACAUUGUCCAGGAGCCAGGUGAUUACGAGGUGUCCAUCAGGUUCAACGAGGAGCACAUUCCAGACAGCCCAUUCAUCGUUCCCGUGGCUUCACCCUCAGAUGACGCCCGCCGCCUAACUGUUGCCAGUCUUCAGGAGUCUGGGUUGAAGGUGAACCAGCCUGCCUCUUUUGCUGUGAGCCUGAACGGUGCCAAGGGCGUCAUCGACGCUAAAGUGCACAGCCCCUCAGGAGCACUGGAGGAAUGCUGCGUUACAGAGAUCGAUGAAGAUAAGUAUGCGGUGCGCUUCAUCCCACGGGAGAAUGGCCUGUAUCUGAUCGAUGUGAAGUUCAAUGGGUCCCACAUCCCUGGCAGCCCCUUCAAGAUCCGCGUCGGGGAGACCAGCCAGGCUGGAGAUCCGGGCAUGGUGUCUGCUUACGGGGCUGGGCUAGAGGGAGGCACCACAGGAUCCCCGUGUGAGUUUGUGGUGAACACCAGCUCGGCUGGUCCCGGGGCUCUGGCUGUCACCAUCGAUGGCCCCUCCAAGGUGAAGAUGGACUGUCAGGAGUGUCCCGAGGGCUACAAGGUCAUGUACACCCCCAUGGCUCCUGGGAACUACCUCAUCUCCAUCAAGUAUGGCGGGCCCUACCAUAUCGUUGGUAGCCCAUUCAAGGCUAAGAUCACUGGGUCAAGAUUAGUGAAUAGUCACAGCAUGCAUGAGACCUCCUCUGUGCUGGUGGAUCCAAUAUCCCGCAGAAUCUCUACCAGCCAGCAGGGGGCACCAGGAUGGGCCACCUCUGAUGCCAGCCGUGUUGUUGCCAAGGGGCUCGGCCUCAACAAAGCAUUUGUGGGACAGAAGAACAGCUUCAGUGUGGACUGCAGCAAAGCAGGGCGGAACAUGCUGUUGGUUGGAGUGGAUGGGCCCAAAGUGCCCUGUGAGGAGAUUUUAGUCAAGCACCUGGGCAACCGACUGUAUAACGUGUCCUACCAGCUGAAGGAGAAGGGUGAAUACAUCCUGGUGGUCAAGUGGGGUGACGAGCAUAUCCCUGGGAGCCCCUACCACAUCUCUGUGUAGCCCCUCCUCCACUCCUUACAUGACCCUUCCCUCCCCUCCCCCUACAACACUGAUUCUCAAUCCUGCUCCUGGGGACCCCCUGCUCCG
This is a messenger RNA of Megalops cyprinoides (Indo-Pacific tarpon), 8090 nucleotides long. RefSeq names its product filamin-A-like. Gene Ontology annotation, biological process: actin cytoskeleton organization. Gene Ontology annotation, molecular function: actin filament binding. Bases 336 to 8003 code for a protein of 2555 amino acids. The transcript is spliced from 48 exons. NCBI's taxonomy places the organism in Eukaryota, Metazoa, Chordata, Actinopteri, Elopiformes, Megalopidae. The record is from RefSeq and is a predicted model, not a curated record.